AUGUCCCGGAAGACCAUAGCCAGCCGCAUAGGCGGAGAGCUCGACAUGGUGUACCUCCGCCUGCACAAGGGGUACCACCUGCCCGGCAAGCCCAGCCGGAAAUGGUCGCCCCAGCGGGCUGCUCCCUUCAAGAUCGUCCGGAAGGUCCAUAACCUCGCGUACAAACUGGACUUUCCGAAAUCCUGGAAGGUUUGGCCGGUCGUUUCGGCCGCCCAGCUCUACAAGGUGCCCCAAGAACCGGACCCCUUCGAACGCGUGACGCCGCCCCCGCCGCCGGUCAUAGUGAACGAUGAAGAGCAAUGGGAGCUCGAGAGAAUUUACCUCGGCUGGGAGGACAUGCACAACCAGUGGGUCCAGAGAGUUUACCUUGUUGACGGCGCCCGAGAAAUGUAUAAGGAGAAGGGCAUCAAGCGCAAAGAAUACGAGGCCAUCAAGGAAAUCCCCAAGCUCGAGAACCAGAUCCGAAUCGACUUGCCGGUCAGGAAGGAUUUGGGCGAGUUCCAGAAAAUCGAUGUCGAAUGA
Molecule: messenger RNA, 522 nt
Organism: Chaetomium strumarium
Lineage: Eukaryota; Fungi; Ascomycota; Sordariomycetes; Sordariales; Chaetomiaceae
Exons: 3
Coding region: 1-522 (173 amino acids)
Source: RefSeq, a predicted model, not a curated record